GAAGUUUCUCUCCGUUGCUGCUGCUGCUGCUGCUGGGUACGACCGAGCCUGUACGGCUUUCGCCUCUCCUCCUCUCUCUGCUCGCUUUGCGGCGAUCUCUGUUCUGCAGCUGACUUCUUCCGCCCUGCACCGGCUUCAUCGUCUGAGCUGAAGGAGGUUGAAAUUUGAGGAGAAUGGGGCGGAAAGCUGGUGGGAUUUACAUCAACCCGAAAAAGUUUGGUUCCCUCUCGAAACCUUGUAUGAAGGAGAUGACAUCGUUCCUUAAUUGCCUGGCACUCAACCGGAAUGAUGAUGAUAAAUGCGUUCGGCAGAAGGACCUCUUGAAUGCCUGCAUGGAUGCUCAGUCGGGCAACAACCGAAAGGCAUGGGGGAGCAUCAAUUAUCACCUGCAGAGGCUUAGCCGGGGAAGAAAGUAGAGCUUUACAUGCUUCUGUAGAGGAGAGACUAAUGGCAAUCUUCAGUCUGUAUCUCUUUGGAUAAGGCAAGGGGCUUUUGUAGGAGAUAAUUUUCCAAGUAAAAGAAGAAAGUAUUUUGGUCGAAUUAUUUUCCAUCCGAUGUUUCAUCAUUCUUGUAUUACACAACCUCGAGCUUGGAAGUUUUGAACCACAUAUUGAAACCUCUUGUAGUUUGUUUUGACAUUGAUUGUUUCUUUUAGAUCGGAAAUUUUCAUGACUGACAUAAAUGGGUUGGUGUACAAGUUCAUAAUGAAGGUGCUUGAGUGACAGGUGACAGCUUAUUAA
Molecule: messenger RNA, 740 nt
Organism: Punica granatum (pomegranate)
Lineage: Eukaryota; Viridiplantae; Streptophyta; Magnoliopsida; Myrtales; Lythraceae
Source: RefSeq, a predicted model, not a curated record